Molecule: messenger RNA, 744 nt
Organism: Schistocerca gregaria
Lineage: Eukaryota; Metazoa; Arthropoda; Insecta; Orthoptera; Acrididae
Product: piggyBac transposable element-derived protein 3-like
Exons: 2
Coding region: 1-744 (247 amino acids)
Molecular function (GO): sequence-specific DNA binding
Source: RefSeq, a predicted model, not a curated record
AUGAACGAAAACAUAUACGAGUUUAUAGUGAAAGAAACUGUGAGGUAUACAGUAAAUAUGAAGAAUAUGCACGAUUUUAUCCUCACAGUUGAAGAAGUGAAGGUCUUUGUCAGAUUUCUUCUUUUUGCUGGCUACCAUAAGCUCCCUGCUGAGAAGCUACACUGGUCUGAAGAUGUAGAUGUUGGCACACCAAUUAUAAAGACAGCUAUGUCAAGGAAUAAAUAUCAGAAGUUGAAAACAUUGCUUCAUUUUCAAGAUAAUGACUUAUCCAAUGAAAACAAACACAAUCGAAUUUUUGAGGAAAAUUUGUCAAUUGACAAAUUGAUAGUCAAAUACUAUGGACGAAGUGGGCUGAAACAGUUUAUCCCAGGAAGGCCUAUUAGAUUUGGCUAUAAGUUGUGGUCUCUUUGUGGAGCAAGUGGCUACUGUUUCAAAUUUGAUUUACACUGUGGAAAGGAUCCAGAAGAUACUACAAGGGAUGACCUACUAUUGGGAUCAAGAGUAGUCCUAAACAUGCUGGACUGCAUUGAAAAACCCGAGAAUCAUUGUGUGUACUUUGACAAUUUCUUCACUAGUAGAGAUCUUCUGAUUCAUCAGAGAAAUUUGGGUUUUCGAGCAACUGGGACUGUCAGAGGGAAUCGAGUUGGUGACUGUCUACUACUGAGCAGCAACGAACUGAAAAAGACAGUUCGAGGAUACUAUGACUACCAGAGAAUGAGGAAUGGUGAAGUCUUAUUUGUUUGA